Molecule: messenger RNA, 399 nt
Organism: Alternaria rosae
Lineage: Eukaryota; Fungi; Ascomycota; Dothideomycetes; Pleosporales; Pleosporaceae
Exons: 2
Coding region: 1-399 (132 amino acids)
Source: RefSeq, a predicted model, not a curated record
AUGCAGUUCACCACUCUCGCUCUUCCCCUCAUCGCCCUCCUCUCUUUCGGAAGCGCUGCUCCCAGUGAGCUUCGUGACCGCAGUCCCGCUCCAGUCUCGAACCUCAUCCAGUACCCCGCUGACCACAGCAUCGAUAUGGUCAAGCGCGCCCAUCUGGAGGCUCGAUGCGACGUUAGUUGCCCUUGCAACUGGUGCGGCAUGACGAUCUGCUGCGAGUGUAUCGGCACAUGCCUCGAAGAGAGCUUGGCAAUGCGACACUUGAUCUUGCCCGCUGAGACAGGCAGGUGCAUGAACACAAUAGCCCUGGUUGGGUCCUGCUGGCAGAAACUUUCCGCAUCGACGCCUCAUCCUUCCUAUCUGCAGCAGCACGUGACACCUGCCUUCACCGAUCAAGCAUGA